Molecule: messenger RNA, 946 nt
Organism: Didymodactylos carnosus
Lineage: Eukaryota; Metazoa; Rotifera; Eurotatoria; Philodinida; Philodinidae
Source: the annotation of a GenBank genome assembly
AACAGGUGAUCCAGUCUUUAGAAGAAUUAAUUGAGCCAUUACUUGAGGACAGUAAAACAUUAUUUGAAGCUAUAGAAAAAUGUUAUCCACUCAAACAAGAAAGUGACUAUAAAAAAGAAUUUAUACAAGCUUUUAAAAAUUUAGCAGCACCACAAUUUGCAAAAGAAUUCUUAGAAUAUUCACCCAAGGACUUAGAAAAUAUUCUUUGGAAUUAUGAUGACUACGAAGAUAUAGUUAUUAUCAAAGCAAUUAUAUGUGGAGCAAAUAUUAAUACAGAACUCACACGCGGAGUCUAUUGGACGCCUAUUUCUACCGUUGCUAUUCCUAUCAUAUCGUAUAAAAAAAGUUUAUUAAAUUACGCGAUAGAGCAGUCUAAUUAUAGAUUAAGUUUUGCUUUGAUUUUCUUAGGAGCUGAUCCAAAUGUUAAAGUCAGAAGGAACGUAGGGAAAACCCUUAUAAACUUAGAUAAAGAUACAACCCCGCUUAUAACUGCAGUAAAUCAAUUAAAUUUAUCAAUAGCUACAUUACUACUGGAAAAUAAAGCUGAUCCCAAUCUUGAUAAUGAUUUUCAAUCUCCUUUGCAUUACGCUGUUGAUAAAUCUCAUUUAGAACUCGUAAAGCUUCUUAUAAAAUAUAAAGCAAAUUGCAAUACAAAAGGCAAACGUCUCAUUGCUCCUCUAAAUCCUCAUACGAGAGAGGUGACUCUUAUGGAAAAAUGCAUAUAUAAAAAAGACUUAGCCGAAGAAAUUGUACCCCACAUAAAUAUAAAUCAUCUAUUAGAACUUUGUUCAUUAAAUUCUCGUUUGGAUCACCAAGAUAGGCAAUUUCUUUUAGGAUUAAUAAAACAAGAACUCAAAUUUAGAAUGGCUAAAUUACCUCCAGAAAUACGCUUAAUAAUUCUCAAAGAAUGGAUGAACUUAAUUAUAAAUAAUUGUGAAUCUGUGGA